Messenger RNA from Caenorhabditis angaria, 252 nucleotides. Lineage: Eukaryota; Metazoa; Nematoda; Chromadorea; Rhabditida; Rhabditidae. The record is from the annotation of a GenBank genome assembly.
AUGGAGGAAUGCGAUUUUUGUUUAAAACCGACAACAAGCAAUAAAAAAUUUACAUACUCCAAAGAGUUUUAUGCCAUAUUCGCUGCAGGAAUUACCGCCGGAAAGUUGUAUACGCCGGAUAUCAAGCGAUUAUGUAAUCUGAACCGAAUCAAGAUUUUGAUGAUAUCUUCUAAUGCCCUCAAAAAACCAAAAACGUUGAAUUUCAGCCCAAAAUGCAGUGAUCCGGAGUUGAAGAUCGAAUUGGAUGGUUGA